AUGGAGGUGUCUAAUGUUCUUCACAUGAAUGAAGGUUCAGGCAAGACAAGCUACGCUCAAAAUUCCUUUCUUCAGAAACGAGUUUUAGAGGCUGUUAAGCCUAUAACAGAAGAGGCAGUGAUGAAGAUGCUUGCUUCCACCCAUUACCCUAAUAUGUUAGGGAUGGUGGACCUUGGUUGCUCCUCUGGCCCCAACACCUUCUCUGCUUUAACAACAAUCACCCGAGUAGCGUCCGACGCAUACCGGAAACUCUCUAAGCCAUUGCCAGAGUUUCAGCUCUUUUUAAACGACCUCCCAGGGAAUGACUUCAACUCGGUUUUCAAGGCACUGCAUUCUUUCUAUGAGAGUUUGAAAGAGGAAGGAGGAGGAGAGGUUUUUAAGUAUUGUUUCAUGGCUGGUGUUCCUGGUUCUUUCUUUGAUAGGCUUUUCCCUGCUAAUACUUUACACUUCGUUCACUCCUCUUAUAGUGUCCAUUGGCUCUCACAGGGACUGUAUGAAGAGGGAGGUGAGGCCCUUAACAAGGGGAAUGUAUACAUAAGUGAAACUAGCCCACCUGGUGUGAGAAAAGCAUAUCUCCAACAAUUUCAAAAGGAUUUCUCACAGUUUCUUAAAUGGCGCUCACACGAGGUGGCACCAAAUGGGCGUAUGGUGUUAACAUAUAUUGGCCAAAGGGCUUCAGAAAACUUUGAGAAGGAUUGUGAAUACGUGUGGUUGGCGUUUGUUCGAGCCAUAAAGAACUUAAUUUCUCAGGGACUUGUGGAAGAGGAGAAACUUGAUUCAUUUGAUUUACCCAUAUAUACGCCCAUAAAGGAGGAAGUUGAAGAAGUGGUAACGAGAGAAGCGUCUUUCACGAUUGAGCGUUUCGAGGAACUGUCGGUUCCUACUCCCACGAAGAUUAGUGGGAAAGACAAGGCACUUGGCAUUAGAGCAGUGUUUGAGCCCAUCACUAAGCAUCAUUUUGGAGAGGAACUCAUGGACAAGCUCUUUGAAGAAUGUGCUCAGCUAAUUGAGACAGAACUGCUAAAUGAGAUGACAAAAGCCAAAGCAGUGCAGGGGCCAAUUACUUAUGUUUUGGUCUUGAAGAGAUCAAUGUAA
Amborella trichopoda is the source of this 1095-nucleotide messenger RNA. The record is from RefSeq and is a predicted model, not a curated record. NCBI's taxonomy places the organism in Eukaryota, Viridiplantae, Streptophyta, Magnoliopsida, Amborellales, Amborellaceae.